Molecule: messenger RNA, 4520 nt
Organism: Mercenaria mercenaria
Lineage: Eukaryota; Metazoa; Mollusca; Bivalvia; Venerida; Veneridae
Exons: 2
Coding region: 8-1846 (612 amino acids)
Source: RefSeq, a predicted model, not a curated record
GAAAGCUAUGUCGUAUGUCAAAGAACGUGACAUUGACGCGCAGGAAAACCUAAAUGCAUGGAAAGACUUUGAACAGAAAUGGAAAAGCUAUGUAAAAUUAAGAGAAAUUGAGACCGGAGAAAAAGAUCCUAAAUUUCCUGACCAAUAUGGUAUCAAAAUGAGGGAAGAAUUCUACGAGUCUAUUUCCGAAAGCAAACAACCAGGCGGCAACGGUUGCGAUGCGACAAUAAUAGCAUAUGACGUGUUCCUCAGUUUCGAUGGAUCUUGGGAGGACCUGUGUAUUAGAUCAAUAUGCCAUGGGGGUUUGAGUAACGUCACGUGUUCGAUCACAGCAUGCUGGUACGGAGCUAUGUUUGGAUAUGACGGGGUCAAAGACUGCAAUUAUAAAAGAGUAGAAUUCUGGAGACACUUUAAAGCAGUAGGACACCAUUUGUACAACCACUCUUAUCAUGAAAUUGGGGAAAUUCCAUCACUUACAAUUCGGCAGCCAGAAAUCACAGAAAGUCAUGUUGAAAAAUUGUCGGAGGAUAAUACAAAAUGCAUUUACGUACGAGAAGGUUUUAGCAUCAAUAGAUUGAUAGAAAGUCAAGUUGUUGAAAUUCGAAAAGAAGUUACAACAGAUGAGGCUAUCAGAAUUGGUGAUGCGAUUUACAUUCACCUCCGACAUUUCAUGGACAAGCUUGGAAAUACAUAUCCCAAUUGGAGUAUCUCAGAACUGUUAAAAGUUGGCAGUUUCCACGAAGGGACAAAAAUCUACUUUCCAGAUGAGUUUGAUUUCAUAGCAGUUCUUUCUGCACUUUCAGAGCCAGACGCUCUCACCGUAGACAUCGACUCUCAAGACGAAGGAAAGGUGGAACUUUGUUUCAAUGAAACAAAUCUUGGAUUUCUGUAUAUAGAAGAAGACUGGGAUCGAACUCACCGGCAAGAGAAUCAAGCAAUUCAAAUGAUGGAAAAGUUUUGCAAAAAGUUUUACAACACAGUGAUGAGUGACAGAAAACCACUUAAACUUGCGUCUGUUUACGAUCAUUUUGACUAUGCUGAACCGAUGUCUCUACCCCCAGUUAAUGGAAUAGAGCUUUUAGUAAGACUUAGUGAGGCACGACUUCCAAAUAUGGUUUUGGAGUUCUUCUACAAGGAUCGGAGAAUUUCUGUUGAUAUAACAUUAGCUGUGAGAUAUAGAAAUAUCGAGGAAUGCUUCAGUCCUGAAAACGCAACCGUGCCUGAAAUAGGUAGGGCAGUUGUCGAAAGAGGCUCGCUUCUCCUGGUGGCUUACAUGGGUGGAUUCAGAAUCACCCUUACUGAGACAGAAGUGGAAUAUAUCCGCGAAAGACUGAAUUCCAAUCACAAAAUCCUUUAUCUCUAUUUGAAAUACUUCAACUACAAGUACGGUGAACACGAAUUCUUAAAGGUGUCUGGAUAUCUACCGUUUUCGUCUUAUAUGCUGAAAACAAUUGUUAUCCACCACGACAAAAACUGUAAGGAUAGCACGCCUGAACAUGAAACCUGUCUCCGGGAUGUUGUCGAAAUAAUGCAGAAAAGUAUCGACGAAGGAUAUCUUUACGAAGCCGAAACUUUAAACGGCACGGUUAUCGGAUACCUUCCAAGCGUAUUCGACAAGUUCAAGAAUCUGUACAAAGAGCCUUAUAAAUCUGUGAAGUGUCUGAAAGGCCUACGAAACAGAAUGGUCAAUGAUUUGAAAGCAAUUCACUUCUCCGGACGAACAUGGUCAUGCCUUGAUACAAUGUUACAAGCGAUAGAUGAUACAGUCGGGGCAUCAGCUGAAGCGGUGUGCCAGACUGACUGGUGGCCGAAUAGGAAACAAGGGUUAAUGCUAAAACUGAAAUAAAGACAUGAUGAUAAAUCACAUUCGUUCAAAACAUCAAAAAUAGAACCAUAUUUUGCACGUGUAUUUGGUAAAGAGCAAUAAAAAACCGUCAAAUGCAUUCACAUAGAUGUCAUUGUAUUUAGAAUAGUUUGAUAUUCGUCAUUGUACAUAAUGACGAUAAUUUUGAAAGUAUAUACAAUAAUAUACCGUAAUAUAGAAAUUAGAAGCUUGUAUACAAGGGUUUCUUUCGAAUAUUUCAUUCUAUAAAGGUACGUGUAAAUACACCCAAAAUAAUUUGUUUUAUGUUAGUUGAAACGUUUACCCUUAACAAAUGACAUUUCAUAGGAGAAGGUACAGUAACGACAUAUUGAAAUCUAGAGACAGUACACUAUUAUGAAUUGAUAAAAAAUCAGGAUAAUCUAACACUGUAUGUUGAUAUUGAAUAGGUACAUUGUGAUUCUCUUUUUCACAACUCAGUUAUGUCUACCCUUGAUGUGUAUCAGUAUUUAAUAUACUGCACUAGCCAAUAGUUUGUAACAGAACUAGAUACAUCCAAUACCGUUUCUAUUUGUGGUCUAAAUGUAGACUAUUUGACAUUGUUUAUAAUGCUUGCUAUUUGUGUGUAUUAUUUCUAUAUCCAAACUAUGAAAAGUUAUUAUUUAUGAAACAGUAAAACCGCACUAUUUUGAGUAUGUGAAUAUAUGCGUACAUGAUCACGCAUAGCUUAUGUCAUCACUUUUUAUCUACUUAUGAUUUGAAUAUAUCAUUUUUAUAAAUGAUGGCCAUGACCCUAGAGUGGUACUUGAUAAGUAAAAAAGACUGGUUUGAACCAACUUUCGAACGACCAUAGCUAUUAAGUAACAUACAGCCGAAAACGUUAACAUUUUUUUUUGCUUUAAAACUGAAAACAUUAAGUCACGUUAAGGUAGUUCUGCACGUUUGGAUCGAAAUUUUUUCUACAAUGUAGAAUUUGAUUAAACUCUGAUUUUUCAAAACUUCAGAAUGUACCUAGAAAAUUCAGCAAAUAAAAAAGAUAGGGUCGUGCGCUUGAUUUUUUGCUAGACUGCUUCGAAAAAUUUGGACCUCAUGCAAUAUUUCUUAAUGGGAGUCUAUGGGAAAACCAUAACUUUCAUAACAUUUUCGCGAAUAGAAUUUUUUCUACAAUGUAGAUUUUGAUGAAUCUUCCCAGGAUUGUUAAUACACAUAUGGACUAUAAUUUGAUGAAAUAAAAUGUAUAGGUCCGUGUGCCUAUUUUUGAGAUAUUUGACCAUGAAUAAAGUGAACCGGACAUUUCACGCUAAUUUUAACACAUUAUUUUGAAUUUUUUUAACGUCCCGUAUGUUUUACUAUCAUUUUUUGACUUUAGAAAUAUAGCAACAGUGCCAUUGUAAUAAAUUUACUCAUAGGUUUCAAUUAAUUCAUAAACUGAUUUUCAUUCCCGUAGGCCGAAUCCAGGCUUUAUUCUACGUUUUCCGGAUAAAUAACGUUACGCCAUCACUUCCGGUUUUUCAAACGUGCAGAACUACCUUAAAAUGUACAGGUAAUUUGAGAGAAACGCGUUUUAUUCAUUCCAUUGAGAAAAAAUCCUUGUAAAAAUUUAUACUCGUCUACACAAAAGCCACAAAGCCACUGAUUGCCAGAAGCCAAACUAUGGUCAACAUAACUCUAAUUUCCGGUGUUAAAACACAUGGUAAUUGAACUAAUUUGUACAUUAAUAAUGACUGGUUGCCUUUCUUGAUUAAAAUCUAAAGUAGUUGAACAUAAAUCAAGCACAAAUUUAACAGGUCAUAGGAUGUAUACAAAGUGAACAUAGAGUAAAAGCAUGUUGCUACCUUACAGAAAGCGCGUAAAAUAUUUGUUCUUUGAGUUUCAACUACCUUUGUAUUAAAUUUUAAUCAGAAGGAUGCGUUAUAUUAUUUUACUUACCAAAAUAGCCACUAAAUGUAAUAUGUUUGCUAGACUUUGUAAAAUUCGGCUGACACCAAAUCCCUCAAAGCGAGGCUAAUAUUUUGGGACUUAGCCAAAACAAUACGUUGGUAAAUGACCUGCACAUCUUUACACUGCCUACCAUCUACAAUGUUAAACAGAUUAGGAAUUAUUAAAAAAAACUAAAUUGUGUUCGAGAGUUGCAGUUCGAGAGUUGGUGUUAGCAUGUUAGGGAUGUUGGUCACGUGAAGAGAUGAUUUUUGACGAUCCUUUCUAACGGGGUUUUGAGCAAAGUCCUACGGAUUUCAAGUUUGCUGCCACUGAAAAUGAUAAGGGUUUGACAAUUCAUAAAACUGAUACGUGUGUAUAAUAUUUCACUAUAUUCAAUAGUAUAUUACUAUAUUGCCUAAGAUAAAUGACUAUUAUCGGCCGGAUUAGGUAAAAGCAAAAUAAAUCUUUCGCCAUUUUUGUCUUAAAUAUCACAGGUUUAAUGACGAGAUAUGUUCCUUUGUUACGGAUUUCUGAUUACAGUGUGACAGACUUAUGACAACACUUUUUGAAGUAAAAAUAUGUGUAAUUUUGACAUCAAUCUGUUGUACAUGAGACAGAUAUUUUAAGUUUUCGUUACCAGCAUGUCGUUCACUUCUUUCAGUUCACGUUAGUGACAGUUCAUACCCGAGUCAAUAUUUUUACUGAAUAUUUUUGUUAGUUAUUUACCGUUAUUAGAUUUAUUUGUGUCAUUAGAAGUUAAUCAAAUUAAUAAACUACA